Ustilaginoidea virens is the source of this 279-nucleotide messenger RNA. RefSeq lists its product as uncharacterized. The record is from RefSeq and is a predicted model, not a curated record. The coding region runs from base 1 to 279 and encodes 92 amino acids. Lineage: Eukaryota; Fungi; Ascomycota; Sordariomycetes; Hypocreales; Clavicipitaceae. The transcript has a single exon.
AUGGGUAGAACGCGUCCACGCCUUCGAUGGGUGUUGUUGCGGGUGCUGGCUGACUGCCCGUCUCCUGGUCGAUGGCAAGGGCAACUCCCACCCUCUCAGCAGCCGGAGAUUCAAACAAUCGUCGAGUCUUGCAAAAAGCUGAGCUGGACAGUCCGGAAGGUUGGGAACAGGCUUCUUUGCCACACCCCAACCGAAGUAUGCCUGCAGCGUUGCGGAGGAGACGGCGGAGCCGGUGGAGAUGACGGGACGCAAUGUCACCCAAGCUCGUUCAAGAGUUGA